UACUGUGAAGUAACGUUGUUUUGUGAAUUGACUUAUGCAUAUGUGAUUUCCGAAUUAGAAAUAUACCCAUGUGGUUUUUAUUACAACAUUAUACCUAAUAAAUGACGUGAUUUUCAAUCGAACGAGAAAGAAAAAUUCGAAUUGUUUUAACAUAGGAAUUAUUUAUAACAGAAAUUAAGGUGUCGCCAAUGUACAGUAGAACAGGAUAUUGUCUCUCCAAUAAAUUCGCAAUUCGUUGGGUAAAGAUUCAAUUAGAAAACAUUUGUCGUGGAAUCUCAUCAGUCAAAAUGCAUCCUACAGCUGACGCUGAAGUAAAUACCAAUGUAAAUACUACUGUGCAUGGCACUAAAAGAUCUAUGGAUGAUAGUAGCAAGAAUGAAGCCAAGAUGCCGAAAGUAGAAGCAGAGUCAGUACAAACGACAGAAGCGGAGGUGGUACAAAGAAUUAAGAGAAAAAAUCACGCCAUGUUACUGGGCUACAUUGGCAAAGACUAUUAUGGCAUGCAAAGAAAUCCUGGUAUGAAAACUAUAGAGGAAGAUUUGAUUACUGCUUUAUUGAAGGCAGAGUUGAUAAAUUCAGAACAUUUUGAGAAUAUACGUGCAAUCAAUUUUCAAAGGGCGGCACGUACGGACAAAGGAGUAUCAGCAAUUAGGCAGGUUGUUUCGCUGAAGCUACAGAAUAUUGACAGGACAAUAAUAAAUCAGUUCUUACCUGAUGCCAUCAGAGUAUUUGGAAUUAAACGAGUGACAAAGGGUUUCAAUAGCAAAAAUCAGUGUGAUGCACGUACCUAUAGAUACAUCAUUCCUUCUUUCGCCUUUGCACCAGAAGAUCAGAGUUUGUUAAAACUCGGAGCGGAAGUUAACGAAGACGAAAGAAUCAAACAAUUAUCGAUCAUUGAUGGAAACCCAUAUACUGACUACAGAUUAUCUCCAGAAUCUUUGGACAGAUUAAAUUCCAUUUCGAAACUUUUGGAAGGUUCUCACAAUUUUCACGUCUUUACAUCAAAAGUAAAGCCAUUAGAUCCACGCGCGCAACGUUACAUAAUGAAAUUCUGUUGCGCGGAGACGUUUAUUUCGAACGGUAUGGAAUUCGCAAUCUUGGAAGUUAAAGGACAAAGCUUCAUGUUGCAUCAAAUUCGAAAAAUGGUGGCGAUUGUAGUUGCAAUUGCAAGAAACAUGGUAUCUGAACAGACAAUCAAGGAAGCAUUUAAUACAAUGGACAAAAUGGAUAUACCACUUGCACCCAGUUUAGGAUUGUGUCUGUGUCAUGUGCAUUAUGAUCAGUAUAGUAAAAGGUAUGGCACGGAUGGUCUCCAUGAAACAUUAGAUUGGAAAGAAUGUGAAGAAGAAGUAGAAAAGUUUCAGAAGACUUAUAUUUUGCAACAUAUGGUGGACACUGAGAUUUCAGAACAAACAACCUUGAAAUGGCUGGCAGGUCUUCCUUUUUAUACGUUUAGUAACAGAGAUGUACUACCGUUGGAGGAUGAUGAGAAACAAGAAGCCGUGCAUGUUCAAGUGUAAAACACAUAGCUUUAGUUGUAUACCAAAUAUAUACAUUAAAGAAAGUUUUAAAGUUAUUAUGAAA
Molecule: messenger RNA, 1584 nt
Organism: Monomorium pharaonis (pharaoh ant)
Lineage: Eukaryota; Metazoa; Arthropoda; Insecta; Hymenoptera; Formicidae
Gene: Pus1
Product: tRNA pseudouridine synthase A
Exons: 6
Coding region: 189-1520 (443 amino acids)
Biological process (GO): tRNA pseudouridine synthesis; mRNA pseudouridine synthesis
Cellular component (GO): nucleus
Molecular function (GO): RNA binding; pseudouridine synthase activity
Source: RefSeq, a predicted model, not a curated record